Molecule: messenger RNA, 936 nt
Organism: Symbiodinium sp. CCMP2456
Lineage: Eukaryota; Dinophyceae; Suessiales; Symbiodiniaceae
Source: the annotation of a GenBank genome assembly
AUGGGGAAGUCAGCAGAGGCCACGAUCCAAGAGGUCGAUGCUGCUGCCUUUCACCUUUUGAAUGCAGAUUUCAAAGGGGUGAAUGCAUUCUGCAAAGGAGCGAAUGCACUUUGCGAAAAGACCUUGGGCAUUUCUCGCGAUGCGUUGCUGCAGUGCAGGCGUCUGCGGCUGGUGGCACGUUUGGCAAAGGUCCUGCGACUGCUUUCUCAGCCCGGGGAGCGGCUCAGCAAUGCGGCUCGCGAUUGGGCCAAGACGCCCAACAUCGAUGCACUUCUGGGAGUUAGGGACAUCGGCUUGGAAGAGGGUCCAUCCUCGUCUUCAGCAAGCUCGGAUCGGCUCCCGCGUGAGGUCUUUGAAGCAGCGCGCAAGUUGAGCCGUGAAAUGCUGCCGAAGCAUGCCGAGGAGGAUCCCAUCGAAAUUGCCUCGUCCAAGGACUCGCAGUCGCAGGCCUCCACAGUGCCGGGUGAAGCUUUCAGGCCGGCGGAGUCGAGCGAGGACCGAGGUUUGAAGCGCUACAAGCCCACGCCAGGUGUGCAGGGAGAACGAUCUGCAGACCAAAGGCCUUCUCGGGGUGGCCCCAACAUCUUCGAUGACCCGUUAGUCAGCGAGCUGCCUGCCUUCGAAGACUGUCUUCCAGGAGGGCGGUCCAACAAGCGAGUGCACUCUUUUGCGCAGCUGGUGGAGGGCGACACCAGUGUGGCGCAAGCUGGAGCCCCGAAGCCGAGGAAGGAAUACACUGUCUGGACGGAAGGAGAAGAGCAGCGUCUGCUCGAAGGCUUUCGGAUUUACGGAAAGCAGUGGAACAUGAUUUCCAAGAGCUGUGGCCUCCAACACAGGAAUGGGAUACAGAUCAAAGACAAGUGGCGAAACCUCCAGAAAAACGGUCUCGUGCCGGCGCGCGACGGCAGAGAUGGCCGAUCAGAAGUGGAGGACUGA